Molecule: messenger RNA, 1677 nt
Organism: Raphanus sativus (radish)
Lineage: Eukaryota; Viridiplantae; Streptophyta; Magnoliopsida; Brassicales; Brassicaceae
Product: GDP-mannose transporter GONST2
Exons: 10
Coding region: 271-1407 (378 amino acids)
Cellular component (GO): Golgi apparatus
Molecular function (GO): antiporter activity; GDP-mannose transmembrane transporter activity
Source: RefSeq, a predicted model, not a curated record
UCUCGCUCAGAUCCUCCUCCCACGUUCCUCUCCACCACCUUUGCGUGUUUCCUACAAAAAAAAAAUCCACGUCACCUCCAUCGUCGCCGGUUUUUCUCUUCGCAAACAAAAAGCGGUGGAGAUCUUAUAAUUCAAUUGGCGCAAUUCGUACAGCUGGAAACGAACUUACGCGCCGUGUUUCGAGCGGUUCUCAAGCUGAUAAAGUGUACAAGUCUUUUCACUCGUAGAAGAUAACUUUGUCUGCUAAAAGUUUCAUCGGAACUUGAAGAUAUGAGUGCUGCGGAACUUGAAGCGGGUGUGUCCCGUGAACCUGAUGAAUCAGAGCUGAAUAUUUUCAGUGAUAAUGGUAGUCAAAGCGUUGUCUCUCAGCUUCUUGAUCAUAUCAACAGCCAUGAGAAGAGUUCCCAACGUAGAGGAGGCUUUAGUGAAAGGUUUCUCAGAUGGAGACGGAGGUAUGUUCCGGUUGGUGGAGAUAACAGACGUGAUCAUGGCUCUCUGAAACAUUCAGGACCCCUUGUUUCUGGAGCAGCUUACUGCAUCUCUUCAUGCAGCAUGAUACUCAUGAACAAAGUUGUUCUCUCCACCUAUAAUUUCAACGCAGGAAUCUCUUUGAUGCUAUAUCAAAACUUAAUCAGCUGCUUGGUGGUAGCUCUGCUAAAAUUCUCUGGAGUGGUUUCAGUUGAAAAAUUAAACUGGAAGUUGAUCAGAGUUUGGUUGCCUGUCAAUGUUAUCUUUGUUGGCAUGCUGAUCUCUGGGAUGUACAGUCUGAAAUACAUAAACGUUGCUAUGGUAACUAUUCUGAAGAACGCAACGAAUAUUAUUACAGCCAUAGGGGAAUUAUACAUGUUCCGCAAAAGGCAGAACAACAAAGUUUGGGCUGCAAUGUUCAUGAUGAUCAUCUCAGCAAUCAGUGGAGGCAUCACGGAUCUCACGUUCAAUGCGGUCGGAUACACUUGGCAGACUGCCAACUGCGUUCUAACCGCUAGUUAUUCACUUACUCUGCGUCGAGUCAUGGACAAAGCAAAACAGUCCACAAAAUCAGGGUCCCUCAAUGAGGUGUCAAUGGUGCUGCUUAAUAAUCUCUUGUCACUACCUUUUGGAAUCUUCUUGAUCGUCUUACUUGGUGAAUGGAGAUACGUAAUUAGCACUGAUGUGACAAAAGAUGCAAUGUUUUGGGUAUUCGCAACAGCAAGCGGCUUCCUUGGUCUGGCCAUCAGCUUCACCUCUAUGUGGUUCUUGCAUCAGACAGGACCCACAACAUACAGUCUGGUGGGUUCAUUAAACAAGGUUCCGAUAUCAUUAUCUGGUCUUGUACUCUUCAAUGUCCCUCUCAGUCUCCCAAAUUUGUUCAGCAUACUUUUUGGUUUAUUUGCUGGAGUGGUCUUUGCCAGAGCCAAAAUGUCCUAGUCACUCCAAGCCUGAGUAUAUAACUCUUCAGAGGCUGAAGACAACACAAAAACAAAACAAGGAAAACAUAGAAGAACAACUUGAGAGGUUUCUCGAUCUGCAGUUAAUAGUUUCAACUUUGAAAACAAUUUUUUAUUCCAUAUACAAGGUAGAACUUAGUGUUUACCAUUAAUAUAUAGAUAGUAAUUCUAUAUUCCCAAGAGAAUCACACAUUUCACAAUUUUCUAAACGUAAUAAAACCUUGCUAUGUUUUGACUUCAUUUAACGUAU